CUGAUAGCAGGCGGACGCGUUGGUGCGCCACUCUCCACGCUCGAAACGUUGCGGCUGGCGCACGCGCGCGCGCGCUCGCACCCGCUCGCUCAUUGCCAACUACCAAACGGGUUUGUCCGAAAAGUCCAAGUCAUACAGUACGGGUUUAGUUUUUCUCCCGAGCAGUCCGAAGCAGUUCGCUUUGAUUGAUAGGACGGUGCGAUUUGAGAUUGUGCGAACGCAUUUGUAACACAUAGUUGCAAACCGGCAGGGCCACCAAAAAUGAAAAUGCCCAAAUGAGAGACAGCAGACAGUGAUCGCGAGCUAGUGACUUUUGGAAAUGCAUUCGUGGAGAAACUAAAACGCAAAAACGAUUUCGUGUCCCGACGGGGUUGCAGCUGCCGUCAUCAGCAAAUGAGGAGCGCCUCGCUAAUCACAGUGUUGUAUUGUGUUGCAAUUUAGCCGUUCAGUGAGUUUUUAAAUCGAACUUAAAUAGCCAAGUCCGGCAAAUUGGUAUAACAGAAAAACAAGCUUCCGAAAUCUAAUUGUGAUGAAGCAGUGCAGUUAAGAAACAAAAAACCCUCAAUCGAGAAAGGUUCGUCGCUUCCAUCCGCUAUCUCUUCCUGCUGUAACGAAAAACAAAAAGAGCUUAGGUUCGUCGCCUACGUCCGUGCACGCAUUAAACGCACAGCCAAACAAACCGCCCCGCCACACAAUGCAGCUAUCGUCAUCGCUUAGCGUGCUGCUCGUGCUGCUGCUGCUGCUGUGCCACGAAAACAAAUUCCACCGGUGGAAGGUGAACGGGGCGAUCAGUGCGUUCCAGCCGACCAUCUUCGACAAUGCGCAGUGGCGCGUCAUCUUUCACCUCUACCGGAACGUCACGAUGAUGAUGGCCGGCCGGACCGGCUACAAGACGAGCGGCAAGUUUCUGCAGAAGAAAAUCCCGGAAAGUGUGGCGUUCCCGUGCGAUGUGGCGGUCGGCCGCAGCCCGGAACCACCGACCAGCGUGCACAAGCUGCGCCCCGGUGACAUAAACGUGGUGGCCGCGAUCGGCGAUUCCGUCAUCACUGCCAGCGGUGCAUCGGCCACCAGCUUCCUGCAGCUGUACACCGAAAACCGGGGCCUGUCCUGGUGCAUCGGUGGCCAGUGGGGUUGGCGCAACGCAACCACCCUGCCGAACAUACUGAAGAUGUUCAAUCCGAAGCUCGUUGGAUAUUCGUACCGCGACUCGUACAGCUUCCACUGGGACUCGCAGUUUAACAAUGCGGAGAUAGGGGCCGUCUCCAAGGAGCUGCCGCACAUGGCCGCCCAGAUGGUGACGCGCAUUCGCACGGACAAGCGCGUCAACUUCCAGAAGGACUGGAAGUUGCUGACGAUCACGAUCGGUGGCAACGAUAUCUGUGCGUACGUGUGCACCCUGCAGGAUCCGGAAUCGCUCCCGCUGCAGCACCGGCGGUCGCUGCUAAAGAUGCUGCGCUAUCUGCGUGACAAUUUGCCGCGCACGCUCGUUAACAUCGUGUCCGUGCCGGACGUGUCGACGGUGGUGUCGAUCAAGAAGAAGCCAAUGAUGUGUUGGAUCCUGCACCAUGCCGAGUGUCCGUGUUGGGUUGGUCCACUGCACAACUCUACCAAAGAAUCGAGAGCAAGAUGGGCUCGAAUACAAACGCAGUACCGGAAGGUAGAAGAGGAAGUCGCCAUGCUGGACGAGUUCCGGGGGCUCGAUGAGUUCGCCGUCGUACAUCAACCGUGGACGAGAAACCUUUCGCUCAUGAAAGGAAACGAGGUCGACUACACACUACUCUCGUACGACUGCUUCCAUAUGAGUCAGAAAGGCCAUGCACAAGCGGCCGUUGCCUACUGGAACAAUCUGCUGGAACCGCCGGGCAAGAAGAGCACGGGCUGGAAGCCGGGCAUCGACGGCUUUCGUUGCCCUUCGAAGGAGUCCCCCUACAUCUACACCUACGACAACAGCUAGGCGCUAGCGCAGGCGUAGCCAUACUACCACACAGACACACACACACAUACAUUAGGGGAAUACACACAUACGAAACGGGGAAAGCACAGCAAGGGUUGUUUUAGGUUAAAUAAAAGUCCGGUUCCGAAAAUAUA
Molecule: messenger RNA, 2088 nt
Organism: Anopheles arabiensis
Lineage: Eukaryota; Metazoa; Arthropoda; Insecta; Diptera; Culicidae
Product: phospholipase B1, membrane-associated-like
Exons: 7
Coding region: 695-1954 (419 amino acids)
Biological process (GO): phospholipid metabolic process
Molecular function (GO): glycerophospholipase activity
Source: RefSeq, a predicted model, not a curated record